Molecule: messenger RNA, 2124 nt
Organism: Drosophila arizonae
Lineage: Eukaryota; Metazoa; Arthropoda; Insecta; Diptera; Drosophilidae
Gene: Tif-IA
Product: RNA polymerase I-specific transcription initiation factor RRN3 homolog Tif-IA
Biological process (GO): transcription initiation at RNA polymerase I promoter
Cellular component (GO): nucleus
Molecular function (GO): RNA polymerase I core binding; RNA polymerase I general transcription initiation factor activity
Source: RefSeq, a predicted model, not a curated record
CUGCGAGCGUACGUUAGCAAAAUCUUUUCGAUAAGCAUUGAAAAAGCCAAAUAUAAUGCCAGUUUACUUAAAUACGUAUCCUCUAGAGUAUUUUCGUUGUUGUUUAACUUAUAAAACUUAGAAAGACAGGAAAUACUCGGCAAACAACUCAGCCAGUAACUAGCAGCUUAUUUAACAUUUGUCGAACGCAAUUGCGUAUUAUUAGAAAAUAAUACAUUAAAAAAAUAAGAAACAGUAUUUUGUCGUGCAAUGUCUGUCUACAGUAGUAAAACGACCAACACAUCCAUACUGAAGUCCUUCUCCAGUGCGGAUCGUGAGCGCGUCAAGACAGCGGCGCUUAACAAGGUGCGCUUCAUCACGCCCAAGGAAAAGGGCAUCGUUGAAUCGGUGCGUGUGGCAUUGGAAGAAAAGAAUUUUCAUUUGAUUCAGGAGUUUACAUACUUCCUUCGAGAAGCUGAUCUCUGUGAUGAGGAAGUCGUGCAGAUUAUGAAAGAUGCUCGGAAAAUAGUGCACAGCUUGACACCGGACUUUGCCAAUCUUGUUGAGGCCCUACUGUCGGUUAACUGGAAGAAGUAUAGCCCGGCCGCCAUUCAAGCCUACACAGAAUUUAGCAUCGAUGUUAUGAUCGCACACAAUUCGUAUAUACAAAUUGGCAUAACCAAAUUAAUUUUAAAUUGGAUACCUAGUGACCAGGAAUCCGCGGAAUGGCUGGAAGGUUGCCCAUCGGAACGUGUGAAAGCUGAACUAGAAACUGUGCAUAAUUUACUCAAUCGUAUUCUAACCGCUGUGCCGAUGGCUUUCGACGUGGUCAUCGAUACGAUCGCAGGUAAAUUUCCGUACUUUAAGAAGCCAGCUCAUGUCACGGCUGGCUAUUUGCAUAAUGUGCUGUGGCUGAUGGAUUACAAGCCGGUGUUCGAGGAGCUACUGCUGCAGCUGGUUCUGCAAAAACUGCUCAUACUGGACGUGAAUGCUCCACGCGAUGAAAUCGAAGCGCUCAAGGAGGAAACCGAUGACGAAGACGAUAAGAUGGAAGAUGAGGCCAUAUUUCAAAUGGACGAUGUGAGCGUUCCGCCUAAACCUCCACAAGCGCUAGAGCAUCCCAUUGGACAAAUGCUGGACAUAUGCUUAAUGAAGCUCUUUAAAUUUGUGGACGAUAAAUGCCGUCCGCAACCUGAUUGUAGCGAUGACCAGCGCGUUGCCAAAACUCGAUUCUUCAAGACGCUUGUCCACAUAUUUGAUGAAGUGCUGCUACCCAGCCACAACACACAUCACGUCCAGUUCGUCAUUUUUCAUGCGUGCAGCAUUCGUCCAGCCUAUGCAGAAAUCUUUCUUACAUCCCUAUGGCAAAAAGUGCAGAAUCCAAAUGUAUCUUCAAUCAUACGUCAUGCAGCUGUUAGCUAUAUUGCCAGCUUUUUGGCCCGUGCCAAAUUUGUGCCGCUGAGCACAAUUACCUACUACCUUAAGGAGCUGAGCAACUGGGCAAAUAACUACAUCAAUGACUCGGAUGAAUUCAGUAGCAAAAACUGCUCCCUCAAAGCUAACAUGGUUUUCUUCUCCGUUUGCCAGGCCAUGUUUUAUUUAAUCGCUUUUCGUGCGCGCGAUUUGACAAUUAAUCAUAAAAAUUUGACUUUGCUGAAUACUCUGCAGUUGUCCCGGUUGGCCAUGUGCCACUUUAACCCACUGCGCUACUGCCUGCCACCGGUGGCGACCGCAUUUGCGGGUGUCACACGUACCCACCAAUUGGCGUAUUGUCACACCGUGCUGGAGCGCAAUGCACGUCGCAAGUUGGCUACCAUCUAUGGCCAUGACAAGCUGAUGCCAGAGGAAACGCUUGAAACGUUCUUUCCCUUUGACCCAUAUAUUCUGCCACUGUCCAAUAAAUACAUAGAGCCAAACUAUCUGGUCUAUAGAGUACAUGAGCUGGAAGAGUCGGCGGAGAAUGUUGCAAUUGAGACUGUGCGUCGCAAGCGUGGCGAUUCCGAAAUGAUUGAGGAUGAUGACUUCAUACUGGCAGAUAAGCGGCAAAAGAUCAGCGAACUGUCCAAGAGUCAACAAUUUGAUAAACAGUUUUACUAUGGUACUUCACCUGGGUUCAACCAACAAUAAGGGGGACAUAGAUGUAAU